AUGGACGAUGGUCACAUCACCUCGAGCAACGAUGGCAGCGCCGAGACGAGUAGUCACGAGCAAGAGUCGAGUAACCUCACUCGCAAAGGCAGCGGUCAUAGAAGAAGUCUCUCAGGAAGUCUCUCAGCUUUUCUAUUCCAGCGAUCUUCGAGCCAGGGCUCUGGCCAUGUCAACAAAGACUCUUCAUCCACGACACCUUCCGAGGAAGACGCCCCUCAAAGACCACCCAGCGCUAUGGCAAUGGCCGUCCAACAGAAGGGUAUCCGAAGACGGAAAGGGUCGCUUCGAAAAACAGCUCUGCUAGGCACAGGCAAGCUGCGCACUGAGGGCAAAGAGCGUCGUGGGACUCAAUUGGAACAAGUCGACUCGGUCGAAGGAAUACAGGACGAUAGCGCCUUUGCGGAAGGCGUCGCUUUAAUGAACUCGCCUUCUCCGUAUGACAUGUCAACGCCUCGUCCAAUAUCUAGCGUACCGCCUCCUGUGCCAAUUGGAACCCACCCAAUCCAUGGCGAUCCAUCCAAGAUUUUAGCCCAGGAGAAAGUGAACCAAAUAUUUCCAUCCCUCCAACGCCCUAGGACCGCCGACUCGACCGCCUCAACCACAGAUGAAGAAGAAUCCCCAAUCGCACCAUCAUUAAUCGCCAUUCCACCUCUGCCCAAAAGCAAACCAGACAGCUAUUUCCCACCUCAGCUCGUACGCCCUCUUACUCGACACACUACAGUGAGCUCACGGUCCUCCCCACUUGCCUCGCUUCCGCCUACUGUCCCUUCCCCCCCUCCUUCGGAAUGGGACUACUCCGAAACACGCUGGUGGGGAUGGAUCAUCCUCAUUGUGACUUGGAUUUUCUUCGUUGUGGGAAUGGGUAGCUGUUUUGAUGUGUGGAGUUGGGCUUGGGAUGUAGGAGAGACACCUUAUGCGCCGCCAGAGCUGGAGGAUGAUCCUACACUACCAGUCGUGGGCUAUUAUCCUGCGCUGAUCAUUCUUACGAGUGUCAUGGCUUGGGUGUGGGUGACAAUUGCCUGGGUGGGAAUGAAGUACUUUAAGCAUGCGAACAUCCCCGGAGAUGAGUAG
This is a messenger RNA of Letharia columbiana, 1071 nucleotides long. RefSeq lists its product as uncharacterized. NCBI's taxonomy places the organism in Eukaryota, Fungi, Ascomycota, Lecanoromycetes, Lecanorales, Parmeliaceae. The record is from RefSeq and is a predicted model, not a curated record. The transcript has a single exon. The coding region runs from base 1 to 1071 and encodes 356 amino acids.